AUGGCAAUUACAUCUAUAACUCGUAACAGGCUAAGUCUGAUAGCUAGACCACUGAAUCCAAGUGUUCAGAAUUUUCAGACUGUGAUAUCCUCCUUACCAAGGUCGUGGGGUCUAGCUUCACAAGUUCAUGGAAGAGUUCUGGAUGGUACUUUUAUUCAGUUUCUUUUUCAAUCAGAAGUUGAUCUUAUCUCAGUGCAGAGAAGAGAACCAUGGAUUUUCAAUAAUUGGUUUGUUGCUGUCCAAAGAUGGGAGGACUUUCCAAGCUUAGAUUUUCUAACAACUAUCGAUCUCUGGGUUCAAAUUCGUGGCAUCCCAUUACCAUAUGUCUCUGAUGAGACAGUCGUGCUUAUAGCGGAAAGACUUGGAGAAAUAGUGACAGUGGAUUUUCAUGAAGCAACAACGACUCAGAUAGCUUGUAUCAGAGUAAGAAUCAGGUUUGGAAUUACUGAUUGUCUACGUUUCUUUCGAAGAAUCAGGUUUAGAUCUGGAGAAACAGCAAUGAUACGCUUUCAGUAUGAGCGUCUGAGAAGAAUUUGUAGUAACUGUUACAGAAUGACUCACCAUAGGAUUCAGUGUCCGUUCCUUCAGCGUAUCCCGAUUAAUAGAGUCAACCCUGCAAUUUCCGAAAGACUUGAUCAGAAUAGAGUGGUUCAGAAUGAUGAGUUAAACAGGGAUGAUAUCAAUUCACAAUCCCAUAUAUCAGAUACAUCAUUUCCAGCACCAAGGUCUCAACCUCCAAGAGUGGAAACUCCUCCUCUUAAUCCAGAGGAAAUAGCAGCAGCUUCGCCUUACUUUCCAGAGUUCAAAGCUGAAAAUGUUCAACAUUUUGCAGUACCAAUACCAAAAAGGGUAUCAAGUAUCAGAGUACAAUCCUCAAACUGCUCUAAUGUGACUCCAUUUAAUGAUCAUGAAAGCACUGCAAAAGAGAUAAAAAAUGCAGGAAUUGGACAAACAUCUAAAUUUGAAGUAGGAGAGUCAUCGAAACAUCCAAGAUCAGAGAUAGCUAAAGAUAAAGAAAGAAAACAAAAGCAAAAGAUACAAGAGUACAAAGAUGGAGGAAUUCAGAUACCUCCGAAGAAGAGAUAAAGACACUCUACAAUCACUGUCAAGGUUUUUUGGGAACCUGCGGUAUCUUCGAAGCAGGAAUAGUAGAAAGUUAGUUUACUUUUCAAGCAUGGUUUGCAUUUUUUGAAUCCUGCCUAUCUACAGCAGAAGGAAGAUGAAGAAAU
This is a messenger RNA of Camelina sativa (false flax), 1229 nucleotides long. Lineage: Eukaryota; Viridiplantae; Streptophyta; Magnoliopsida; Brassicales; Brassicaceae. The record is from RefSeq and is a predicted model, not a curated record.